Molecule: messenger RNA, 513 nt
Organism: Rhincodon typus (whale shark)
Lineage: Eukaryota; Metazoa; Chordata; Chondrichthyes; Orectolobiformes; Rhincodontidae
Product: E3 ubiquitin-protein ligase UBR2-like
Exons: 5
Coding region: 28-513 (161 amino acids)
Biological process (GO): ubiquitin-dependent protein catabolic process via the N-end rule pathway
Cellular component (GO): ubiquitin ligase complex; cytoplasm
Molecular function (GO): ubiquitin protein ligase activity
Source: RefSeq, a predicted model, not a curated record
GCCAGAAACAUCUAUCAUCAGUUGUUUAUGAGCAGCCUUCUUAUGGAUCUGAAAAGCAAAAAGCUAUUUGCUGUUCGAUUUGCAAAAAACUAUGAGAGAUUGCAGACUGACUAUGUGAAUGAUGACCACAACAAAGAGUUCUCGGUUACCGACCUUUCAGUGCAAAUUUUCACAGUACCUUCCUUGGCUCGCAUGCUGAUAACUGAUGAAAACCUUAUGACAACCAUAAUACAAACAUUCAUGGAGCAUCUAAUGAGACAACGGGAUUCUCAUGGCAGGUUUCAGUUUGAAAGGUAUACAGCUGUACAAGCCUCAAAAUUCAAGAGGGUGCAAAGUCUCAUUGGUGAUCUGAAAUAUGUGUUGGUUAGCAAACCCACAGAGUGGACGGACAAACUAAGGGAGAAAUUUCUGGAAGGUUUUGGGGUUUUCUUGCAGUUGUUAAAGCGCAUGCAGAGCCUAGGUCAUUUCAGAGGGCAGUUGAGAGUCGACCACAUUGCUGAGGGUCUGGAUUAA